Messenger RNA from Erpetoichthys calabaricus (reedfish), 3408 nucleotides. RefSeq names its product lebercilin LCA5 (gene lca5). Gene Ontology annotation, cellular component: axoneme. Gene Ontology annotation, biological process: intraciliary transport. Bases 211 to 2385 code for a protein of 724 amino acids. The record is from RefSeq and is a predicted model, not a curated record. The transcript has 8 exons. Lineage: Eukaryota; Metazoa; Chordata; Cladistia; Polypteriformes; Polypteridae.
UAAUCCAUUAGCGACAGCAGCAGGGCAGAAAAAACUACAAGUAAACGCGGGUUCGUUAAAAUGAUAAUGCCCUGCUGUCAUAAUCUUCUGUUCUUGGUGAUACGGAUAACACUUGUUGAAUAACACGAAAAUAUCGUAGGAGAAGUGAGAGCAACAAUCGGUGCUCAUCAAAUGCGUGUGUACUAUACCUGUAGAUCACAUACAUAAAUUAUGGAGUUCAAAACUUCAUAUAAGCUCCACAAGGACAACAGAUAUAUUGAAAGGGGUCGGCAUUCAAGUAGGAGCUCUGGGAAAGACAGUAAAGGUUUAUUUCAAAACCACCUGAAGACAAGCAGUGACCACAGCAUUGGAGAUCGGGAGAAAUCUGAAUCUCGAAAUUCUGACCAUAAAAAAAACUCAGACUGUGAACAAAACAGUGAAUCUUACUAUUCAGAUGAUUAUGAAGAUGAUUCCCAUUCAUCCGUCGCAUCUCAUUCUCCUAGUUCACAGUCUAGGUCGAUUGAACCCAGAAGAAGACAUCAAAUAAAGAGGGUUUCCAGCGGUCCAUUGCAAACAAGAGGACAUAAAAAGACCAGCUUAAAAAAUUUGUCAAACAAACCUGGGGGGCCCCAAAAGUGGGGCUACCGCUCUCAGAGUUUAAAUAAGGAUCCUCCUGUGAAAGAUGUGGACCUGGUGACUAAGCGAAUGCUGUCAGCAAGGUUGCUCAAGAUCAAUGAGUUGAAAAACGAGCUGUCAGAGCUGCAGCAGCGCCUGGAUGAGCAGCAGAAAGAGAAUAGAGCUCUAAGGCGUUUGCAAUACCGUCAGACAAAGGCUCUCAAUAAAUUUGAGGACACAGAGAAUGAGAUUUCCCAGCUUAUUUCCCGCCAUAACAAUGAGGUGCGUAGUCUAAGGGAGCGAUUGCGCAAAUCACAGGAACGAGAGCGUACAACUGACAGGCGGCUAAAAGAUGCAGAAGAGGAAUUAUAUCGCACAAAGUCCAAUCUGCAAAAACUCCGCAAGCUAGCCGAAGACAAACAGCUGGCUGAGAGGGAUGAACUGGCCCGUAAACUAACUCAGACUGAACAAAAAAUAGAAGAGUAUGAAAGAAGGGUCAAGGAUCUGGAGAAAAACCUUGAGCUCAGUAGCAGCAGCUUUCAGAGACAGUUGGCAACAGAGAAAAAGAAGGCACAUGAGGCACAGGAGGAUGCCAAAAACCUGAAAGAGAAGCUGGAUCAACUAAGUCAGAAACUCAAGGAAAAGGAACGUGAGCUUGAUACAAGGAAUAUUUAUGCUAAUCGUAUGCUGAAGCUAUCUCCCAAGAAAGAUGAAACUACACCAAGAAAGAAAGGUGUAAUCCAGAACACAUCAAAAGCAGUACAGACAGAUGGUGACAUGCUGUCCAGUGAUUUUCCCUCACCACCUCCAUCUACAGAAUCAAAGAGUGUCUCUCAAGAAAAGGAUGUCUCUUCAAAGAACAAUGAGACAGAAGAGAAAGGAGCAGAGAAUGUUUUGUUGGCUGCCAAGGAAAAGCUGAAUCGUGAAAAAGAGAAAGAAGAAAAACUCCAAAGAGACCGUGAGCAACAAGACCUCGAAGAGAAAGCAAGGAAAUUUCGAGAAGAUUGGGAGAAGGAGGAAGCUGACAGGAGACUCAAAGAAAAUACUCUUGAACAGGAACGACUUAACAGGGAGGAGAGAGAAAAGAAUCUAAGGGAGCAAGAACAACAGAAUAUGGAAAGGAUGGAGGAAGAGCAAAGAAAAAAGGAACUGCUCCUUGCUAAGAUGAAGGAGAUUGACUUGGAAAAAGACAGUUCUGACCAAAUGUCCAGCUUUACCAACUCUAAAACAACAGGACCAGCUGAGCACUCUGUGAAGCUCACCCAGCUCUCAGAGAGUGUUGUCAAUGGCUUUCCUUCUCAUGCGGGUAAUGGUUCUGUUCUCAAAACUGAUGCCUCUGGUCGUAGAGGUCUCAAGAAGGCCAAUGCUGGUGAGCCUGUCACUUUUGGCAGCUACUCUCCAUCAUUUGGAAAAGUAACAGGAAGAACAGGGUUCUCUAACCAAAAGAGUGAAAUUGCUGAAGACAAGCACAGCUAUAGCCCUGAUUCAAAUUCCGGUAAAGACAAAAAGUCAAAUCUCAUGCAGCAGUUGUUUGGAACUACUGUUGCUGCUGAUGUCUCCACCAAGAAUGAAUUGUCUAGCCCUUUGACUCUGAAUAAAAUCACACCAGAUCCUGGAAACACUUCAGUUUGGGAAAAACAAGGGCUUGGCACUAAAAAUGAGGACGGUGUCAUUAUCAAUAAUGGCUUAACAACCAAUUUAGCUAAAAGCCGCUCACGUGUCUCAGCAGGCCGGCCUUUCUUACGGGCAGUCAAUUCACUGGAGGAUGAUAUAGAAGAAGUUACACUUUAAGGAAAGUCUUGUGUUCAGAUGCUUUGGUCCAAAAUUUUCUAGUAAGUUUUAGUUUUAUGUCAAACAAAGGUCUCUAGUCAGCAUACAAUUUUAUCUUAUGAAGAAAUCCAACGUUUCCACUUGCACAGUAAGCAGCAUGUGACUUGGGUAGUGUUUUGGGACUAAAUUAUAUUCAACCCAUAUAAAAUUUUCUACUUGCACUGAAGGUGGAUUCAACUGAAGGUAAUGAGCUUAAAGUGUAACUUAAAUUCCAUCCAGUAAAUGUAGAAUUUACUUUCUUUUAGUCCAAAUAUAUAGUUUUUUAACAUUUUAUAGUACAAGUAAAAUGUCUCCUGGAAAGUUCUGUUAAUCUUAUUUAAUCAAAACAAAGCAGAACUUAGCCUUAUAAUUUUCUAAUGAAACUAUACCACAUAGGCAGUUUUUUCCUUUGAAUCAGGUAAGCUGUGAUGUUUAGAAUGUAUCCACAUUUUGAGAAUCUCCUGAACAUUUCAGGCAAUCAAUGAGUGAUUCUAAAUAAUUUUAUUGAGCUAUAAACACCAGGUUAAUGACCUGUGAGUCACUGUGUGUGGUCUUAUGUAUCAGAAUAACAACAAUGAAGGCACUGGGGGGAUUGUGUUCCAUGUGAUCAAAAUCUUGAUUUUCUAUCUAUAUAAUGCACUCUUAAAAUAAGCAAUAAUGGAUAUUAAUAAUAGAGUUAAAUGAUAUUUACGUUUUCUUUAAAAUGAAAUAGCCUUUACUUAUAUUAUCACAAAUUAACAGCAGUACUGGAUACUCUGAAAGAUGUUUUUGUCUGCUAAGGAGAAUGUUUGGCCCAAACAAAAUGUGUGGUCAAGGUGGCCAUAAAACAUCUCUGAGGCACAAGUCAUGUUUUAGCCAUGUGCUACUUUGCUUUUAACUGACUUUUUUCUUUUGUUAUAUUAAUAUCAAGAUCAGGAAAGGUUACCACCAAGAAAAUGAAAGCACUGUGACUAGGUGUGUGUGUGUGUGUGUGUGUAUGUAUGUGUAUAUAUAUAUAUAUAUAUA